This is a messenger RNA of Phytophthora nicotianae INRA-310, 1167 nucleotides long. RefSeq lists its product as hypothetical. The record is from RefSeq and is a predicted model, not a curated record. Lineage: Eukaryota; Oomycota; Peronosporomycetes; Peronosporales; Peronosporaceae. The transcript is spliced from 8 exons. Bases 1 to 1167 code for a protein of 388 amino acids.
AUGCCUCCACCUAACAAGCGCAAUAAGCACGCACGAAACUUUAACCAAAAGACUGACGGCUCCUUCUACAAGCUCAAGCAAAAUCGGAAUCUACCGUCGUCUAUUCCAGUACCGAAGAUGCUCUGGCUUGUACUGCGAUUAACCAGAGAUGCAAGAGCCUACAAGGGAGAGACAAGGGAAGAAGCUACCUACACACCGCAGCGAAUGCAAAGCAAAUUCUUUCCAGUCACGAUCUUCCCUGGUGUUGAGCAAGCUCUCACACAGUACACGUCUUCUCUGCCGCUUAAUCGACCCACAGUGGGGCGUCCUGGGUGCCCUGUCCGCAAGCAUUUGGGUAUCUUCCGCGCAUCGGGCCUCCCUGUCCUGACGACCGCCACCUACAGCCUCCUUCCCAUCGGGAGCACCGCUGUAUCGGUCAUCCGCUCCAUGGGGCUUAUAUUGGAAGCCCCCAAGGUUUGGACCAAGCAACGCACCUGGAGAAGGGCGGAACAACUGAUGUGCCUAGACCGUAUUCCCCAGACGAACGGCGUCAAUUUGAGCGCCUUCUGUUGGAGUUUCAAUGUCGUGGAGGGUCUACACGGCGUUGGAUCGGACCAGCACGGGCUUGCGUUCUGGCUCCCACGCGUGAACGCCAUAAUCAUGGAAACCUACGACCUUGUGAAGCCUCUGGCCUUCCUGACGCUUUGCUACACGCGGUGGAACUCUAUGCAGGCGUGUUUUGCCUCACAACUGCGUGUCAAGACUGGACUAAAGCAGUUCGCAACUCGAUAUCACGAAGUCGUUCGUCAGCGCGAUCGCGAAGCCAGCAAGCGCGAAGGGCAUGGUGAUGACGAAGUUGUCGAGGAAGAUGGUGAUGGCAAUAAGUUUGUGGGGCGAAUUGUUAAAUCGGCCGAGCGUCCGGUCAAAUGGGAUAGCUGGUUGCAUGCGGCACCCCGAAGAUCAGUGGGAUUCUCAAUCGAGGCAGACGGUGGCCUGACUGUAACUUCUACAGACAACUCGGCCACCCAGCAGCCUGUCCCAAAUUGCUCUCCAGAAUCGCAAUGUCCGCAGUUUCUCACCCACGUUGUCCAUCAGUUGCACGGCCAACUCGGCUUUCACAGUCAAAUCAAAACAGCCCAAGUGCUCGGUGUAGAUCAGUUUCAACGGAGCCUCGAGUUCGACGCGUAG